UCAUGAUGAAUAAGCAUGAUGAGAUACCUCCAGUUGCUGCACAUGCACAGCUUCACACCUAAAAAAAGAAAGUACAAAUGGCGUAGAGACAAACAAAACGUCCAACCCCAAGAAACUCUGAGAAAAGGACACCAUCAUCUAAAUCAGCUGUGGAUCUUAAACUUGCCCACCAUGGCCAAUUCCUCCACUUCUCCGGCAACCCAAAUGCCAAUCCCUCCCCAAAUUGGCCAUCUUCAGCUCCACUUUGUUCUGAUCCCUCUCAUGUCUCCGGGCCAUCUUCUCCCUAUGGUGGACAUGGCCAAGCUUUUGGCUCAGCAUGGUGUCACAGUGACCAUACUCACAACUCCCGUAAACACUGUUCGAUUCAAAUCAACCAUUGAUCGAGCAGUUGACUCCGGGCUGCAGAUCCGGCUGCUGCAGCUCCUGUUCCCGGCCGCCGAGGCCGGCCUGCCUGAGGGCUGCGAGAACAUGGACUCACUGCCCUCCAGAGCCACCAUCAAGAAUUUCUUUGAUGCUUGCAAGAUGCUGCAGCAGCCAUUUGAGGAGCUCUUUGCCAAGCUGCAGCCCCCUCCAAGCUGCAUAAUUUCCGGGAAAAAUCUUGCUUGGACAGUGGAAACAGCAAGAAAGUUUGGGGUUCCCAGAAUUUUCUUUGAUGGGAUGAGCUGCUUUUCGUUUUCUUGUACCCAUAAUUUGGAAAUUUCCAACGCUCAUGGGGCUGCAGCCUCCAAGUUUGAGCCUUUUCUGGUGCCUAAUUUGCCCCAUCAAAUUCAGCUGACCAGAGCUCAACUUCCUGAAUCACUGAAUCCGGGCUCACCGGAUUUAACUGAAGUUCGAGAUAAAAUGAGGGCAGCCGAGAGUGUAGCAGAUGGGAUCCUGGUGAAUACUUUCGAAGAAUUGGAGGCAGAAUAUGUGAAAAUGUACAGAAAGAUUAAGGGUGGGAAAGUCUGGUGUAUUGGGCCAGUUACAUCUUGCAACAAGCUGAGCCUGGACAAGGCUGAGAGGGGCGAAAAGGCCUCGAAAUAUGCUCAAAACCAGAUACGCGAUUGGCUGGAUUCAUUUGAGCCUAACUCAGUAGUUUAUACCUGUCUUGGAAGCAUAUGUGGCCUCACAGCUCCACAACUCAUAGAGCUUGGGCUAGGCCUGGAAGCGUCAAACCAUCCCUUCAUUUGGGCGAUGAGAUCAUCGGGUGGAGAGAAAUCACAGGAGUUGGAGAAAUGGAUGAUUGAAGAGGGGUUUGAAGAGAGAAGCAAAGGGAGGGGCCUUGUGAUCAGAGGCUGGGCCCCCCAAUUGCUCAUCCUAUCCCACAAAGCCACAGGGGCAUUCUUGACGCACUGUGGGUGGAACUCAACAGUGGAGGGUGUUUCAGCUGGUGUGCCCAUCAUAGCCUGCCCUUUGUUUGCCGAGCAGUUCAUCAAUGAGAGGCUGGUGGUCGAUGUUCUGGGGAUUGGAGUCAGUGUUGGAGUUGAGGCUGCAGUGACAUGGGGAAUGGAAGAGAAGUUCAAAGGGGUGGUGAUGAAGAGAAUGGAUGUGAAGUGGGCUGUGGAGAAGGCAAUGGAGAAGGGAGAAGAAGGGAAAGUGAGGAGGGAAAGGGCCAAAGAGAUUGGGGAGAUGGCAAGGAGGGCAGUGGAAGAAGGGGGUUCUUCUUAUCUCAAUAUGGAGAUGUUGAUCCAAUAUGUAUUCCAACAAACAAUAGGCAAGUAAUUAUUACACUUUUUUCCCUCUUUUUUUUGCAGCCAUUACCCUUCCUUUCAUGUGUAUAGAUUUCAAAGGGCUUGAAUUUGGCUAUUUAUGUGUGUAGCCACAAUAAAAGAGAUUAGGGUUUAGAUGGACUUAGUAGAAAUAUGCUGCUAGUCUUGUCUUCUUUUCUCUUGUUUUUUUCUUUUAUUAUUUUUAUUUUAACUAGAAAAUUAGAGAUACUGUAAAACAAUAUAAUAUUAAUUGUUACGU
Molecule: messenger RNA, 1947 nt
Organism: Diospyros lotus (date-plum)
Lineage: Eukaryota; Viridiplantae; Streptophyta; Magnoliopsida; Ericales; Ebenaceae
Product: UDP-glycosyltransferase 73C3-like
Exons: 1
Coding region: 16-1701 (561 amino acids)
Molecular function (GO): UDP-glycosyltransferase activity
Source: RefSeq, a predicted model, not a curated record